Messenger RNA from Aspergillus sclerotioniger CBS 115572, 621 nucleotides. RefSeq lists its product as uncharacterized. Lineage: Eukaryota; Fungi; Ascomycota; Eurotiomycetes; Eurotiales; Aspergillaceae. The coding region runs from base 338 to 586 and encodes 82 amino acids. The transcript has 3 exons. The record is from RefSeq and is a predicted model, not a curated record.
CUCCACCGCAGGUCGGCUAAAGGAUGCGGCGGUGAUGAGGGAUGACAGCUGAGCAGGAGUGGUCCCCAUCGUGGCCCAACGGUGAGGUCAUCCAUCGGUUGGAGUCUCCUCUAGGGCUGACGCCCUGGGCCGCCGAGACCCCAGAUUUGAAGGCCAACUGAUAAAUACAUUGCUGGGGCCCGCCCGGUGUCUGUUCUUUCUUUUGUUUCUUUCUCAUUCAGAUACCCGCCCACUUCCGGUCAUACCAUACCAUCGCUUUUAACCAUACCAUACCACAACUACAACACAUCCACAUCCACAUCCACAUCCACAUCCACAUUUAAAUCCACACUUCAUCAUGUUCGGCUGGUUCAAGUCUUCCAACCAGGAGUCCGCUCCCGUCCAGAACACCUGGAACCCCAACACCUUGACCAUGCAGCAGCCCUCGGCUCCGGAGGCUCCUGUCACCGAGCAGGUCGUUACCGGUCAACCCGGUCAGCAGGAAACCAUGCAAAUGAACCUUCGUGGUGGUGGUGAGGGUGAGGAUGUCUGCUGUGGCGUUUGCGCCGGUCUCUGCUGCUUCGAGUGCUGCGAAUGCUGCUGCUAGACAGACAUUCAAUAGAUCACGACCUGCGAUUGACG